This is a messenger RNA of Drosophila busckii, 2053 nucleotides long. RefSeq names its product augmin complex subunit dgt6 (gene dgt6). The record is from RefSeq and is a predicted model, not a curated record. Lineage: Eukaryota; Metazoa; Arthropoda; Insecta; Diptera; Drosophilidae. The transcript has 4 exons. Bases 77 to 2008 code for a protein of 643 amino acids. Gene Ontology annotation, biological process: spindle assembly. Gene Ontology annotation, cellular component: HAUS complex; mitotic spindle microtubule. Gene Ontology annotation, molecular function: microtubule binding.
AACUAGUAAAAUUACUCAAGUCAUUACAGGAAGAGCAUUUUACUGGCAUAGAAAAGUUUAAAUAUAAUUGUGCAACAUGGAUCGCACAAUGAUUGCGCCCUGGAAAGCAGAGGAAAAAGAGCAAAGUGAAAAAUUGCAUAAAAAGCUUCAGGGCCUGUCUUUGUUGUAUACGAUGAGCGACGAGAUGCUCAAAGUCUUCACCUGGGACAUGUUUCUUAAGCCCAACCAAACAGCCUUCUUUCAAGUGAUGCAUUAUCUGUUUCGCAUUCUCGACCCGCCUGAGUUUAAACGGCGUUUCUUUUGGCCUAUUACGGACAAGAAAUCGGAAGCGAACUUUCGUUCCAGCACAGUGGAGUACCUAAAGCACUUGAAUGAAAAACAUAAGCUGCAGUGGACUAAUAUUAAAUCCUACCUGGUUGUUAUGCCGGGUGGUAUGAAAUUUAUAAAUUUUGUGCUUGACUUGGUGACCUUUGUAGUGCAGGAGCUAACGAAGCAACGUGAAAAGGUUUUAUUGGCCGAAGGAUACGAUCUUGCAGGUCUGCGUAACCUGAGCGUGAAGCAGAUGCAUGAACAAAGCUCCUUCAUGAAAGAAUACGCAUCAGCCUACAUAGAGCAAUUGGAACAACAUUCAGCAAUAUUGCGUGAAGGAAAAAACAAGAUAAGUCAAAAAUAUAAUGAAAUUGGAGCAGCAACAGGAAUUGAGGUUUCAACACUGCUGGAUGAUCAAUUUAUAGAUGCGUUGGCGGCGCAUAAUCGUAUGUUAUGUGAGGAAAAGAUAACAGCGCCGGCAGCUAGAUAUGCUUUACUGGAGGCGCCCCUAACGGCGCUGGCAGAGGCCAUGGAACAAUUCCAAGCAAAGCGCCUAGAGCACAAGCACUCUAACGAAGCUGCGGAUAAGACGCUGCAAGGCAUGCAAAAGUUGUUCAAUGUUGAUGUUGCACCAAGCUCUGGCAAUAGCAACACCGUUAGAAUAAAUGCGAUGCUUAACGUUUUUAACAACAUAAGCGAAGCUGUAGCGGAGCAAUUGGAUGCCAACGAUCAUCAUACUGAGUCCAAUGAGUUCAUUACUGCAGAUUUGAAGGAUAUACACACUGCACUGCAGCAGCUGGAGCAGCAAGUAAAUGGCUUGGUGAAGAAUUUAAAUACUCGCGCCAAGGGACACAGCAGUAACAUAAGCGGCAAUGCAACAAGUUCAGACAUGUUAACGCCAAAUACACCGCUGCGCGCAUUGGAUAAUAUUAAUAAUACGCUGCUAAUGAAAUUUGUUUCUACACCACCUAUUAAGCCUGAAAUGUUGAGCGCGGUCAGUGGUGGACAAGUGCGUUUGCCACUGCAGGAUGAUUUCACAGCCAAGCAGUUUGAGAAUUUGCUGGCUCCACGUUCAGCACGCAAGCCCAAGCCACAGCAACUGCAGCUGGAGCACGACACAGAUCUGAAUAAUACUUUGAAUCGCUCGAAAAGAAUUGAUCCCAUGCAGCUGCUGCGCACUAUAAACAAAAAGUCGACAAAAACAAAGGAAUCGUCACAAAUGAAUCUCAGCAGUUUGGGCAGCAAAUGGAAAAAAAUGCAGGCAACGUUCGGUUUGGAUGAGCAGCCACCAGCUGUGCCAACAACGCCGCAAGCCGAAGCUGCCAAGACACCGCUUAGUUGCAGUGAUUGCACACUUGUGGAACGCUUGCCAGCUGAUUCUAGUGGUAACUCAUUGAUCGCCAAGAAGAGCACUGCAAUGUUGAAAGUCUUGGAUGCCUCGCUUAAUGUGCAAAAUCUAAGCACUUCACCCUCGGGACGAUUAGACGCGCUAGUGGCUCGGGGAAGUCCGGCUACACCUCGUUUGCUGAUCAAUGAUCAAACAUUUGAUGAUUCACAAGUGCUGCAGAGCAGCAGGGAAAACGCUGAUGAUGAUCUUUUAACCAAGCUCAGCAAAAAAUUUGAGCUGGAUUUCAAACUAGACAACGAUGAUGAGCUGCAAAAUAUAAGCGAUAGCGUUUUAAACGAUAUUUCCAUAUAGUCUUUUAUGUUUGUCAAUUAUAUUGUAAAAAUUAUUAACAAUUUA